Nelumbo nucifera (sacred lotus) is the source of this 1572-nucleotide messenger RNA. RefSeq names its product purple acid phosphatase 16 (gene PAP16). The record is from RefSeq and is a predicted model, not a curated record. NCBI's taxonomy places the organism in Eukaryota, Viridiplantae, Streptophyta, Magnoliopsida, Proteales, Nelumbonaceae. Gene Ontology annotation, molecular function: hydrolase activity, acting on ester bonds. Gene Ontology annotation, cellular component: cytoplasm.
GAAGAAAGAAAUCCGCACCAGAUUUUAUUCGCAUGGAAUAUGCCUUGGUUUUCUUGUUUGGUGCUUCUUACGAUGACUCGAUUACCCUCUUCCUCUAACCAUCGCUUGUUAUAUUGUGUGCACGUCCAUGCUUUGGAUGCUAUUGUCAUUAUGUCUAGUGACGAGGUCAUUUUGGUCAUACAAUUCUAAACAUAUUCCGGUGAUGCCGGUGACAAACUGUACGAUGGGAAGCUCUUCGUGCUGUUUUGCCGUCUGCGCCUUCAUAUGCGUGUCUCUCCUCGUCGCCGGAGUCGAUGGCCGUGGGCUGAACCACGGUGAAGGCCAAGAAACCUUCCUUCUCCGAACGAGACCCCAGAAAUCACUCCAAUUUUCGUCAUGUUCUUCGUUCAAGAUCGCGUUGUUCGCAGAUUUGCACUACGGAGAGAAUGCUUGGACCGAUUGGGGACCUCUGCAGGAUGUCAAGUCCAAUAAGGUUAUGUCGACCAUUCUUGACGAGGAGACUCCAGACUUCGUGAUUUAUCUAGGGGAUGUCAUUACAGCGAACAAUCUACCAAUUGCGAAUGCAAGCCUGUACUGGGACCAGGCAAUCUCUCCAACAAGAGCUAGAGGUGUACCAUGGGCGACUGUAUUUGGGAACCAUGACGACGCAGCAUUUGUGUGGCCAAUUGAUUGGUUUUCAGCCAGUGGAAUUCCUCAAGUUCACUGCUCACCGGAGAAUUCUCCAUUUCCAGAAACAGAAGAGUGCAGCUUCAAAGGGACACAACGUUUGGAAUUGAUGAGGAAUGAGAUAGAAUGCAAUAUGUUGUCUUAUUCUAGUGAUGGACCGAAAGAACUUUGGCCCAGUGUUUCCAAUUAUGUACUCAAAGUCUCUUCAUCAGGUGAUCAGGAAUUACCAGUUGCAUUUCUAUACUUUCUAGAUUCUGGUGGUGGGUCCUAUCCAGAAGUGAUAUCAAGCGCCCAAGCAAGAUGGUUUCAGCAAAAAUCACAGGAGAUCAACCCUGACCUGAGGGUUCCUGAGAUGGUUUUUUGGCAUAUACCAAGUAAAGCUUACAAGAAAGUUGCUCCAAAGUUUCUAAUACACAAGCCCUGUGUUGGUUCAAUUAACAAGGAGAGAGUUGCUGCUCAAGAAGUUGAAAUGGGGGUGAUGGAAUCCCUUGUAAAUAGGUCAUCAGUCAAGGCAGUCUUUGUUGGUCAUAAUCAUGGAUUGGAUUGGUGCUGCCCCUAUGAGAAGCUUUGGUUGUGCUUUGCUCGACACACUGGUUAUGGUGGUUAUGGAAACUGGCCAAGGGGAGCAAGAAUUAUAGAGCUAACUCAAAAGCCCUUCUCAAUCAAGUCAUGGAUAAGGAUGGAGGAUGGUACCAAGCACAGUGAAGUGAUCCUGAGUUCUUGAUCUGUUUUGUCCUUGUCCCGUAUAUCCAAGAAAGAAAACAAUUUCUUAUUGUUCAAAUCUGCAUACAAUCUGUAAUUAACAUAAGCUGAAGGGUGCAGCUGUCUAUAUGUAAAUAUGUUAGUCAUCUAUGGACGUUUUUUAAGGAUCAACGGGCUUCUGUUUAGGAAAUCCUACCUUUGCCA